UUUCAUAACCUUUAUAAAUUUUAUUAGUUUUCUCAAAAAUUACUAUCAAAGAAAUUGUCAAAUAUCGUCUGUAGUUUUAGUUAUAAUGUCUUUUGCACGGAUAUGUUACUUUCGAGCCUUGUGUAACGUUGAAAGGAAUUCUCUGAUAUUUCGGAGAUUCAACUCUCGAAAAACUGUAAAUCUUCAGGAUCCAGCGGUUCAGAAAUAUCUAGGAUAUUUAAUGGUAGAACAUGAAAAUCUUUUGGUGAAGAUGCGCGACGCGGAGCAGUCAAGGCGCCUGGUGGAGAUUAAGCCCGUCGUUUCCGCGCUCGAACAGAGAAUUUUCUUAUAUGACAGCAUCGAUUCGCUGAAAGAACUCAGUAAAAAGGAAGGUGACGAUGAAAUGAAAAAAAUGGUAAAAGAGGAAGCCGAAAUAUAUUUAAAACGUCUUAAGGAAAUUGACCAAGAGUUACAAAACGUUCUUUUAGCACCGUUUUUAACGCAGGGCGGUGUUUUACUGGAAGUGACGGCAGGCGCAGGCGGCCAAGAAGCUAUGCUAUUCGCCAAAGAACUAUUCGAAAUGUAUGAACACUACUCUAAUUACAAAGAAUGGGAAGUUACUAUUGCGUCCCUUGAAAAGUCCGAUAUUGGGGGUAUACGUAAAGCUUCAAUGCUUAUUGAGGGAUUUGGCGUACCAGAGUUGAUGCGGGUUGAAGCUGGUGUGCAUAGAGUGCAGAGAAUCCCUGCCACUGAGAAAAGUGGGCGCAUUCACACUAGCACCGUGACUGUAGCCGUGUUGACACAACCUACAGAUGUUGAAAUUAACAUACCUGAUAAAGACCUGAGUAUAGAAACAAAGCGGGCAAGUGGUGCCGGUGGGCAGCAUGUUAACACAACUGACAGUGCAGUACGCAUUACUCAUAUUCCUUCUGGCACUGUAGUGGAAUGUCAAGAAGGAAGAUCACAAAUAAAGAAUAAAGAAAUAGCCAUGCAGAAGUUAAGGACUCUUCUGUUAGAAAAGCAACAUGAAGAACUGGCUUCAAAAAUUAAUAGUGAACGAAGAUCACAGGUGGGCAGAGGCAAUAGAAAUGAAAAGAUCAGAACCUACAAUUACCCUCAGGAUAGAGUUACAGAACACAGGGAAGGUGGAGGCACGCAACACAGUCUGAAAACCUUCAUGGAGGGUGGAGAACAGCUGGAGAAAUUACAAGAGAACCUAAUACGUGAACAACGGUUUCAAGACUUCAUGGAAAAUAUAAAGGAUUUCAAUGCCAAGACAACACCAGAAAAAGAUGGAAAAGCUGAAGUGGUUUAAAGUUAAUGUGAGUAAAAUUCUCGUGUAAAUAUUAAUAGGUAACAGUUUAAAUAUUGUAAGAAAAGAAGACAUUUUGUGGUUCCAAAUAUUUGUGUAUAACAUUUAAAAUGUGUAAAUAUCAAAUAGCAAAGUUUCAUAUAAUAUGUAGGUACAUUACAUGUUCAGCUGUUAACUCAUUGAUGGGCAGUAAUGGCGUUUACCGUGAAAUUAAAUAUCAAAAUAUUAUAGUAUGGAGUGCCCUGUCAUGUAUGGAUCUUUAAAAGUAGUUGCCGCCUACAAUGCCACAUUACAGCACAAAAAAAAUAGUAACAGUUUUGUGUAUUUACUAUUUACAUACUGUCCAUGAACGUGUUAAGACCAUUCUAAAUGUUCAUUAUUUUUUAUGAAGUAAAUGGAAACAAAAUAUUGAUACAAUAAAUAUUUUAUUUUGUACCAAAUAAAUAAACACAUUUUACAAGAAAGUAAAUAGAUCACAUCUAAAUUAAAUAGACUAUACUGUA
Hyposmocoma kahamanoa is the source of this 1794-nucleotide messenger RNA. RefSeq names its product peptide chain release factor 1 (gene mRF1). NCBI's taxonomy places the organism in Eukaryota, Metazoa, Arthropoda, Insecta, Lepidoptera, Cosmopterigidae. Gene Ontology annotation, biological process: translational termination. The transcript is spliced from 2 exons. The record is from RefSeq and is a predicted model, not a curated record. Gene Ontology annotation, molecular function: translation release factor activity. The coding region runs from base 86 to 1294 and encodes 402 amino acids.